Messenger RNA from Vigna angularis (adzuki bean), 3716 nucleotides. Its product is annotated as BAG family molecular chaperone regulator 6. Bases 297 to 3551 code for a protein of 1084 amino acids. Gene Ontology annotation, molecular function: protein-folding chaperone binding. Gene Ontology annotation, cellular component: plasmodesma. NCBI's taxonomy places the organism in Eukaryota, Viridiplantae, Streptophyta, Magnoliopsida, Fabales, Fabaceae. Gene Ontology annotation, biological process: protein folding. The transcript has 3 exons. The record is from RefSeq and is a predicted model, not a curated record.
UUUCCAUGAAUUAACAUUCUCAGCGUAACAACACAAUAACAGUAAUCAGCUAAAUCGCAACACACGCACUCAGAACACAAAGAAUCGUUUUUCGCUUCAGGGUUGGUGGCUUGAAUUUGUACUGAUAUCUCUCAUUUGGAUCGUGCGGAACCGUUUCGUUGCAACUUUAAUAUCUCUUUUCUUGUUUUGUUUUCCAAGGAAAUUUAGUAGUUUGUGCUUUACAGUUACCUAGGUCAGACACUUACCCCAUAGGAAUCUUUUAAGAAUCUUUGUUCUGCCUGGUAGCUUUACGAAACAUGAUGCCAAUCAGAAGUAUGGACUCAUACCCAUACCAGAGAAACCAAAUGCCAUUCCCUCAGUAUUAUCAUCCUGGCAUUGAGGCUCUUCCCCCUCAAAUGAAGGUUGAUCCAUCCAAACCACACCUUUCUUAUGACCCACGUUGGCCCUAUGCUGCCAAUUAUGGGCACCUUAUUCCCCCACAUUUCUGCUGUGGCCACAAUAACUUCCCAUGUCAUUAUGGCUACAUGCCUUCAUAUCCUCAUGCUCCUUCUCCUAUGUACUAUUCUGGUGGUUGCCCUGCGUACACUGACCCUUAUUUUCUUCCUUAUUCUCCACAACCACAUCAAACUAUGGAGCUUCCUAGGUAUGACUAUGACAAACAUAUGCCCCGUGACCAUCAUUGUUGUGGUUGUCCUAAUCAUUCAUGCAACCAAAAGGAAGGUACAAGUGUGAAGAUUGAAGAGCACGAGCCUGAUGUUGGAAGGAAAGUCAAUGAUUCUUUGGUUCCUAUUCAGCUCAAGAACUAUCCAUAUCCCUUUGUUUGGAUUCCACAAGAGCACACAAGUAACAAACAGCUGAAUAAUCCUAAUACAAUGGAGGUUGGUGAAAAAAACAAGCCUCCUAGUGUUGAGAAUGCUAAUGCUGUUGCACAGCCAGCACAAGAGCCUAGAGUAUGGAACGGAUGGUUACCCUUUGAUAUAAAGGGUGUCCCAAGCACGAUUCAUGAUGGAUUUGAAAUAAGAAACCAGAAACAGGAUUCUGGGAACAACAGAGGGGAAUCUGAAAAUGGAGAAAUGGACCAGAAACGUCAAAGCGAACCGAAGAGGUCGGAAUUCCCGUUCCCUAUCUUCUGGUUGCCUUAUUACAAUAAACUGGAGGAGAGUGGAGAGACUAACAACCAGGAGAAGAACAAUUCUUCACCAAAAAUCGUUGAAGAGGUGCCUCAUGUAGUUAAAUCUGUUCCAGUAAAGUCUCAUGUUGAUGAAGGUGGUAUGAACCGAACCAGAUCAGAUCAAGCUGCACGUCCAGAUACAAAUGCUUCAGAUGUUGCAGAGAAAGUGAGUAAUGCCAGAAGCAUACCUGUGAAGCAGAUAGGAAAAGAUGCUUCUCUAGAUCAAAUGGAAGAGAAUGUGGCAAAAAAGGAUUCCUCUACUGAUGACAAAAGGGGACAAUCUGCAUCUUUACCAAAAGCAUCAAAGUUACCUCCUGUUUGUCUGAGAGUUGAUCCACUACCAAGGAAGAAAAAUGGCAAUGGGAGUUCGAGGUCGAGGUCCCUCAGUCCACCUUCCUCAAAAGGACAGGCCCAAGUUACAUCUGUUGAAACAUUGAAGACUCCUGUGUCUGGCACAAUCGACAAGACUCAGCAAAAUUUGAAUCAUCAGAAUGCUCCCAGGACCACUGAGAAAGUUGAACCAAAGGAGAAAACCAUUCAGGAGUAUGAAUGUAAAACUAAUGAAAACAAGGGUGUUGACAAGACAGAUGAAUGUCAGAGCCAGAUCAAUGUAAACAUUCCAAGUGAAGGUUCCAAAAGGACAAAGGAUACCUGCACAGAUAGUGAUGAAUGCAAGAUUGAAGAUAAAGAGGCAGGAAAAGGAGCAGAAAAUAUGGAAGAAACUACUCAACUAGGGGAAGUGAAGGAUUCAAGCACUCUAACUGAUGUUGGUAGUAAAGAGGGAAAGAUCUUGUCAGAUGCAGAUGCUGCUGUUCUGAUACAAGCUGCAUAUCGCGGUUAUCAAGUUAGGAAAUGGGAGCCCUUGAAGAAACUCAAGCAAAUAGAUGAAGUCAGAAAGGAGGUGACUAAUGUUCAAGAUCGUGUUCAAGCUUUUGAGAGAUCUUCUGAUCUUCAAAAUGAUGAGAAGCAAAAAAUUGCAAUUGGAGAGAACAUAAUGAGACUCCUGCUGAAGUUGGAUACUAUACAGGGUUUGCAUCCAAAUUUAAGGGAGAUCAGAAAAUCCUUGGCUAGAGUGCUCACAAUGUUGCAAGAAAGGCUUGAUUCUUUAAUGGCUAAUAAACCUCAGCAGCAGAUGCAGGCUAUUCAGAAAGAUGUUGAAGUGACUCCAACGAACAUGCAGAAUGAAGAAACACUUGCCUUGCCAGGAGAUUCAUCUGAAGGCAAUAGUGAUGGUGGAAAUGUAUCUCAGUCACCAGUUGAUCCUGUACCAAACGAGGGUGGAGAGUCUGUUAAAAAUGGUUCGUGGAGUGAGGAUACUAUACAAGUCGUUACAGCAGAUACAUUGAACUCUACGAGUGAUCUGUCUGAGACUGACAAAAUGGCUGUGGAAUCCGAAGACAAAUCAGAACCGAAAGACAUUCUCAUUGAGGUUGAUGAAUUGGAUAUGACUGUUGUGAAAGAAUUGCCAGUGGGAGUUCUUGAUGAAGAUAGAAAUGAUGCUAGUAUUGAGAAGGAAGAGGAGCACGAUAACACUGGUUCUGGAAGUGUAUCAGCCAUGGUGAAUGAUUCUGCACGAGAUGGACUAGGUUCAGAGAACCAUGCAAUGAUGGAACUUCCAGUGGAACUACUUGAUGAGGAUGAAAGGGACAAUGAAAUGAAUAUUUCUAAAGAAACACAAACUAAAAAUGGGGAAUUUAUUGAGGAGCUGCCUGUGGGACUACUUGAUGAGAAGGCAGAAGAAUCUGAAGAAGAGAAGCAUGAUGAAGCUAAGCCUAAAGAGGUUCUAAUGGCACAAGAAACGGAAUGUAAUGCAGACGAGGAAACAAGUUCUUCCACAGAUGAUACUUCAAAAGAAGCUCAAUCAGAGCAACAGCAGCAGCCAUUGGAAGCUCAAAAAGAGGAUAUUGAGUUGCCACCUUUGACAACAAAUGCCAAUGAUCAUGAAGCAGGAAAUGAAGAUGUGUGCUUGGAAGCAAAUGAUGCAAACAACAUCUCAGUCGAACCAACGGAGUUUGUGACUAUAGAAGACACACAGAAGGAAGAGGAACCAGAAGAAAAGAUUGCACUGAAGGAGACACAAAAGGAUGGUGAAGAGAAAGUUGCUGAAACUUUGGCCGAAGAGAAAGCAGUAUCAGCUGCAUUACAAGCUGACCAUGAUGGAGGGUUAAAUGGUGAGUCGAAGUUAGUGGAGGAAAAUGAGAAGCUAAGGGAGAUGAUGAAGAAGUUGCUUGAGGCUGGUAAUGAGCAGUUGAGUGUGAUAUCAGAUUUAAGUGGCAGAGUGAAGGAGUUGGAGAAGAGAUUAGCCAGGAGCAGAAACAAGAGAAUGAAGACAAAACGGUAUAGAUCAGCAGCUUCCAAAAUUUCUGGGAUGAGUUCAUGAAUAUUAUGUAAUGCCUCUAUUGAAUUUCCAGGAGUAUAUGCAUACACUGUAGUUGAGGGGUGUGGCAUGUUUCAUUGUAAAAACUGUAACAACUGUGCUUGUGUGCUAUGAAAAUACGAAAUUUUGGUUGUUUCUAUAUUCAGCGAAUAAAUUUGGCUUCUAAAA